This is a messenger RNA of Klebsormidium nitens, 1743 nucleotides long. The record is from the annotation of a GenBank genome assembly. NCBI's taxonomy places the organism in Eukaryota, Viridiplantae, Streptophyta, Klebsormidiophyceae, Klebsormidiales, Klebsormidiaceae.
AUGAACGAAGCGAUCCGCCGCUCCCUCGAGAACCGAGAGCGGGCGAGGUCGUUGGCGGAGGAAGAGGCCCGCCAGCUUCGCAACGCGAUCGCCGCGUCGAUGAGGAACGAGCAAUAUCGUCGAUGGCGGGAGGAGCGAGGCUCGAGGGACGACGGUGCGGGCCCCUCGACGCAGCAGCCUCGGAAGCGCGACGACCCGGAUGAUAGAGGGAAUGUCCUCGCCAAGAAGCACCGCAGAGUGAUGGAGGCGGGCUACGUCCUGAACACGUCAGACUUCGGGAACAAGCUGGAUCAGGCCUCGCAGAGGGAGAUCGCUUACAAGCAGCUGGACCUCCCUAGGUUGAACUCCGGUUUCGCGGUCCCCCUCGUGGCCGAUCCUCAGGGGCUUUGCGCGCGGCGGGGUUACGAUCUCCGGACGAACUACGGCCUGGUGCUGCAGCCAUAUCAGGUCAAGGCCGUGUGUCUCAUCAUGAGGCCGAACAUCCGGGGCAUGUUCUUGAACUACGGGAUGGGCGCGGGCAAGACGUUGACGGCCGUCGCCUGCGCGGACAACCUCUUGCGGACGGACCCCACUUACUCGAGCAUAGUCGUCAUCUGUCCCGCCGGGGUCAGGGAUCACUUCGAGAGGACCUUCUCGCUCGUGCCCCUGUACGGCAAGGGCGCCCCGGAGGGGCAGAUGGCGUCCAAGGUCGUCCUCGCGUGCAGGGCGGCCCGCAAGGUCAUACUGAUGUCCGGGACCCCCAUCGUGAACUAUCCGAGCGACAUCGGCGUCAUAGUGAACAUGAUCCGGGGCCCCAACGCCAUACCCAGGACUCGCGAGCAGUUCGACAUGACUUUCGGCAUCGGCGGGCUCGAGAAGAACUUCGACCUCCUGCGGCGGGGAUUGGAGUGCGCGAUGCUCCACCACAGCCGAGACCCGGGCGACCCCAGCUACCCCCGCCGAAUGAACGCGCCCGGGCACUUUUACGUGAUGUCUCCGGCGCAGCGGGAGGCUCACGACCAGCAGCAUCCUCCCGACGGCGACGACCACCGGGUCCUGGAGACGGACCAGUACUUCACGCGCAUGAGACAGAUCGCCAACGCGGUCUAUCUGGACCCGGGGGGCCGACCCCUGCGGGGCGACGAGGACGAGCGCGCCGUCGAAGACGCUCUCGAGAAUAACAGGUUCGACGCGCCGAAGUUUCGCUCCGCCGUCCGCGCCUUCCUCAGGCGGGGGAUGCCCCAGACCAUGUUCUACACGCAUUGGCGCCGGCACGGCGUAGACAUUCUGGUCAAGCUCCUCCUAGAUGCCGGAGCGCCGUUCGGAGUGUACGCAGGAGCGGGGAGGGCCGACGUGGUGCGUCGGUUCAACGCCCACGCGGGAGAUCCCGAGCGGUAUCGAGCGAUCAUCCUCACGGACGCCGGGAGCGAGGGCUUGAACCUGCUGGACACCCGGCAGGUCCACGUGAUGGAGCCGCAAUUCAAUCGCAGUCGGGUGGAGCAGGUCAUCGCGAGGGCCAUCAGGAAGGACAGCCACGCCCGACUCCCCCCGGAGGAACGGACGGUCACCGUGCACGAGCACUUUUGCGUGAUGCCCGGGUCCGUCGAGGACGACGCUCGGCUGGUCCCCAGGGUGCCGGGCUGGCUGACAGCCAACUCGGGGGAUUCGAUCGUGCGUCAGAUCGCCGAGACCAAGCGAGCGAGGAACGACCUCUUCGUGCGGGAGCUGGAGCGCAUCGCCGGUCAGAACGAGGCAACGUGCUGA